UGUUCCACACUGGAGCUGAAAUGAACCCUGCCAGAUCCUUCACCCCUGCUAUGUUCAAGAGGAACUUCAUGAACCACUGGGUGUACAGGAGGGGGUCCCAUGAUCUGUGGUGCUAUGGGCGCCGUCAUGUAUGACUUCAUGCUCUUCCCCAGCCUUUGUGGCCUGGCCGAGAGGGUAGCCACCCUGAAAGGCAGCCGGCCUCUGGAGCAGGACACCUGUGGGGAGCCCAUCAAGCUCAAGAUGGUGUACUGGGUCGGUCCCAUGAUCUGUGGUGCUAUGGGCGCCGUCAUGUACGACUUCAUGCUCUUCCCCCGCAUUUGUGGCCUAGCCAAGAGGGUAGCCACCCUGAAAGGCAGCCGGCCUCUGGAGCAGGACACCUGUGGGAAGCUCAUCAAGCUCAAGAUCCAAGGGCUUUUCCAACUAGUACUUUGUACUUCAUUGGCUAUAGGGUCAAAUACUUAUUUUCCCUCAAAGACAAAUAUGUUCUACACUGGAGCUGAAAUGAACCCUGCCAGAUUCUUCACCCCUGCUCUGUUCAAGAAGAACUUCAUGAACCACUGGGUGUACAGGGUGGGUCCCAUGAUCUGUGGUGCUAUGGGCGCCGUCAUGUAUGACUUCAUGCUCUUCCCCAGCCUUUGUGACCUGGCCGAGAGGGUAGCCACCCUGAAAGACAGCCAGCCUCUGGAGCAGGAGCCCAUCAAGCUCAAGACCCAGGCCAUAUACCGUAACCCUGCCACCAAGCCAGGAGAUGCAGUGGCCAGCCAGAAUUGUUAUAGUAGCCCCCUCCUUCCAGCAACCCAACUCUUCUCCUCCAAGCAACCCAGCUCUUCUCCUCCCAACAAUCCAGCUCUCCUCCUCCCAGCAAUACAGCUCUCCUCUGUCUCACUGUCUAUGACAGUGUGUAUGUAUGCCUUAGUCUGAAUGUUCUCUCAUCUACACUCUACAAUCUACACUCAUGACGGGUGAGCUAUAACGGUCAACUUGGACAUACUUUUUUACCAUUACAUUUCAUUACCAGUAUGAUCUCAAAGUUUUGUUUUUCAUUUAUAUUGUUAUCUACAAUACAAUAUGUGGAUGUUGGAUUCGUCUGUGUGAGGGACUGAAUGACUGAAAAUUCACUGCAGCUUUUUAUUUUUGGUUUAUAUCAUUACAAAGCAUACAUGUGUUUGAGGGAGAGUGUGGGCCGGUGCAAACACUCAGUGUGUGUGUGUGUGCGCGCGUGUGUAAUGUGCGUGUGUACAGUAGAACGUGUGUGUAGAAUGUGCGCGCGUGUGUGUAAUGUGCGUGUGUACAGUAGAACG
Molecule: messenger RNA, 1301 nt
Organism: Engraulis encrasicolus (European anchovy)
Lineage: Eukaryota; Metazoa; Chordata; Actinopteri; Clupeiformes; Engraulidae
Product: aquaporin FA-CHIP-like
Exons: 5
Coding region: 100-921 (273 amino acids)
Biological process (GO): water transport; transmembrane transport
Cellular component (GO): plasma membrane
Molecular function (GO): water channel activity
Source: RefSeq, a predicted model, not a curated record